AUGGAUCAUGCGAUGAUGGCCUCCGCUGCUGAUUCUCCGCUCGGGCGGAUCCUGGUGGAGGAGAUCGCGCCUGUGGUCAUGGUACUCUCCACCCCGCUCGCUGAGCAAGCCUGUCGCAAGAACGGGUUGGACUUCGUGCAGAUGCUCCGCCCCUUCUGUUUCUUUGAGAACAUUGACGGUGUGUUGCCGUCCAGCUUGAAAUAAAUUAUGGAUCUUCAUCGACACGUCUAUCAUCUUCGCCGUCCAAAACGUCUAAUCUUCUUCGGCGAUUUCAAUUUCCUUUCAGUACCCGUGCGCACGGCCAGCGACCAGCCCUACAGACUGCAGGAGUUCAUUCUACGGGUAUUUUAUGCUUCCGACGUGCGCAAACAUAGUUCUGAGGUGCGCCGGAAACCCGAUCUCUGCAUCCAUUCAGCUCCAUGUUCUUUCCUCGAGCCUCUCUCUCUCCAUCUGUUUCCACUGGCUGUAUAAAUGUUUAUGUUCAAUUUGGAGUAAUAUGUGAAAGAAAAUGAGAGAAUGAUCUGGCUACAGAUCUCUGUUCUCUAUGAUUUAUGGCCUCAUAUUCCUUUCUCAAAGCUGGAUAUUCGGUAACACGAUUUCACGCACGAAUUACUCUCACGGAUUGAUUCAAAAUACUUGACGCAGAAUGCGUAUCCCUGCUGAUUACUGUCAUACAUUGCUUUGAUUUGCACUUGUUUACUUUACUCUUAAUGACCUUUUUCUGUUCUUUUAGUGAUAAAUCUUUUCCUUUUCCUUGGUUCGUCUGAUGCAAACAUUUGCAACGAUUGAAAUCAGUAAAAUUGUGAUGUUCACUAGCUAUACACAAUUUCACCUUCCCAGGAAUGAAAUUAUGCAAUGGGGAAGUCCGAAAGGUGGUUCAGUGUGAACUUCUGUGGAAUGGUAAUAUGCCAUUGAUCGUUUCCGCAAUUUUGACUAACAUAUCAACCGCCAAGUAAAAUUUACAUGCUACGAAAGGCCAUUCAGAAAAUGCAAGAACUAAUAUUGGGUGCAUUUUCCGUAUUAAAAAGAUCCAAAAUUUGAAUUCUCUACCCAGAAAGAUUCAUGUCAUAAAGCCUCUUUUGAAAAAUGCAAGGAUCUACUAUUUGGUGGUGUUACCCGUGUAAGAAGGAUUUAUACUGGUUAUUUUAAGGAAAAUAUUCCAUCACAGAUAAAUUAUGUUUUAAAUAUUUUCAAUUUGGAAAAUUUUAAUUUAUAUAAAUUAAAGCAAACUCAAAAUUGGCAUCAGAUAAACAAAAGAAUACAUAGGAUUUGAUUAUUUUUAUUUAAAUUUUUAUAAAAUUAUGUCAGAAAAUUUUGAACUAAAUAAUCUGAUCAAUGUGAAUAUAGAAUUUAGUUGUUUAGGGCCAUUUCAAGCAGCUCUUGAAGUUCCUAAAUUAUUAUUAUACUGAUGAAAUCGAAUCACUUCCUUAAAAAUAAGAUAUCAUAGAAAUUCUGAUAUGUAGUUUGUCUUAUUAGACUGUUGAUCACGUCAGGGGAUAGAUUCCUAAAGACUACCAUGAUCAAGCUACCCUUCGGGCAUCUCUUCCCUCAGUUUGUGAGGGCUGAUCUAACUUAAUGUCCACAGUGAGAGGAAGUGGAGAAAAUUAUUCAAAAGGAACCUGGGAAGCUCAGCUAAAAUUCAGUCUCAAUAAAGGCAGAAGUGGUACAUGUAUCAUUAUCAUGGUUAUUAUUUCAUGUAUUUCUUAUUUGAAAACUUGUGAUAAACAGGAUCUUCUUUUAUAACUCAGUGUUGUUUGAGUUAAAUGGAGAAAAUACCUAUAUUCAGGUUCUUAAAUCCCUGUGAAGGCUGCCAAAGAUGGCAAUGUCUUUCUUGCUAAUGUGGACAAGGAGCGAGGCUUUUUUCUCUACAAGGCUACAAUGAAAAAUGCCUACUUGUGGACGGAAAAUAACAGCAGUGGUCCUCUUUUGUCACGUUUAAAAAGUUGACUUGCCUGAAUAAUAUUUUGCCUUCUGUUGCCAAGUGAAUGUUUCAAAAUUAAGGAGAGGGUAUUCGUCCAAUGUCUACAAGCUAAGGUAGACGAGGGGAAGUAUGUCACAUGUAGAUCUGGAUACAUAUGCAGUCAUAGAGCCAGAUUCCUCAGUGGUUACACCUACACCAUCAAAUCUCUCUCUACAUGGUUCCUGGUUUGUUGCAUUUUCGCAAUGUUAGUGAAGAUAUUCUCCAUACAAGUUAGAAAGAUCUGUUGGUUUUGUUCUUAUACAUGCAACAGUUGAUCUUAAUCUGGAAAUUAGACUGACUGUAGACUUGCAAUAUGUGACCAGCCUAGGUAACAGCACGUCCAUUAAAUAUAGUUUACUUUUCACUAUCAUUGGCAGAUUAUGAGCCCUCUGUAGUUGGUGUAGGUAGUUUAUGCCGAAAAGAAAGUGGAGCCUUCUCUCACGUCUCGAAUGAGAGAGAAACUUUUGGCUCGUUUUCAUUUACUUCUCUCCUGUUAUAUAACUUCUGUUCAUAUUCUCUCCGGUCUUCUUAGAUACUGUCUCUCCCUUUUUGUAAUGCAAUUGCCCAGUCGUUCUUAUUCAUAUUUUCUAUUGUCCUUUUAUCAACGAAUUUAUCAUCAAUAAUAACCUCUUUUUACUUUUUUUUUGUAAUGUACUUUACUGUUAUGUGAAUAAUGAUUAGUGAUGGUCCAAGCAGGUUGCAGAAAAUUUAUUAAAGCAAGUUGUGACCGACAGAAGUGAGAUACCUUUCUCUAAAUCACAGACUGAUGGUUUGCAUUACGAAGGUAUUUCCGCUGGCAGAAAAACUCACCUUGAUGCCAUCAGAAUCAAUAGUUUAAUUUCUUCCAUUGAAUUAUCAUCAUGCUUUCAGGUUUAUGUUUUUGUUGAAAUAUCCUUUGUUUGACGGGAUAUGCAUCUUACUUGUCGUAUCUGCGUGCUUUGGUUUUGAAAUUGGUGUGCAAGAGAAUGUUUGAGUCUGCAACUCUUGAUUCCCACCCAAAUACUGCCCUGAAUCAGAAUGUGGAGUGAUGCGAAAUUUAAUCCUACACACUAUCUGUCAUCCAAACUUAUUAUCUUUAAAAUCCGAAUAAAGGACAGCCGAUUCACCUUACAAUAAACUUCUUCAAAAGCUUCCUUAACAGAGACCUUUCUUAAAGUAAAUAACUAACAGCAUUGGUUCUUGCUUCGAAAAUUUGGAUCACAAUAUAUGCUUUGAAAUUGGGUUUCUGUUCCAUGCUCUCUGUCCUCUAUGUUUGGAAACAAUGCCUCAUGAUGCAUUACGGAAAUUUUUUUUGACAUCUCGUAAUGGAGUAUGAAAGGAUUUGUUUGUUCAAUGAUAGGUUUCGGUUCGUGAAUUAUCCAUAGGUUUGCCCAAUGAAUUAUUUUUAUGACCUCUUGAAUUGACUAUCAGUUUCGCACACAGUGAGUGUUUAUUUUGAUUUUUGUUUUAUAAAUGCUCAUUGCAUGUAAGUUUUAAAAAAAAGGUUCUGUGAGUAAACAAUUUUUCACUGUCUUAAAGAUUUAUAAUGAGUGACAGAUUGCAUCAGGUUCUAUUACAUGAAGUGCUAUUUGUUUUGAUGUGAUGGCUUGCUGAAAAUGAAUAGAUCCGACUUUGGUUGUGUCACAUGCACAUGCCUAUGCUGAUAGGCAUGUGCAUACUCUAUGCUGAUAGGUUGUGACAGGAAACUUGGUUGAGCCCUGUUGACUUACAAUAGGUUUUACUGCUGCGAACAAUACUCUAUGCUGAUAGUCAAAAAUAGCAUAUAUGGCUUGAUGGGACGUGAAUUUGUUAUUGUGACAUCAUCAUUAGUUAUUUCUUUUAAAAUUUAGUAGUCACGUAUGAUUUUCUCAUUGGUUCAGCUCAUUUAGUAGAAUGAGCUAGUAGUAGUAUCCCUUGGGACUUCAACAUGCUUUUGUGUUUUCGUACAAGGUUGUUCCUCUCGUCCAUACUGUCUGAAAGUUAUCAUUUGUUCUAUUUGUAUUCUUGUCCAAGUUAUGAUACUUUUUCUUUCUUGUAACUGAUGCUACCUUGUUUGAAUAAAUCUUUAUCGAGGAAUGUCUUAUGAGUCCAGUCCUAAUGACCAUGCUUUUUGCAAAUUGUCAACUGGAAUCAGUGAUACCACUUUGUUAUCUAAUAAAACAUUUUAGCCAAGGUUGGCAUCUUGAAGUUCAAAAAAAAUACAGUGGACGGAGCUUUUUCUAGUGUUUCUUUACAGAUGAAUUUUUGGGCAGUGUCUUUUUACAGGUGACUUUUCCAUUUUGAGAGCCUUGAACUUAAAGAGUGACGUACCAGCUUGUGACUUAGUUUCUGUUCUCGUUCAUGGGGGUAUACUGCUUUGAUAGUUGAUUGUGUACAUACUGCCUUUAUCCCUUUUCUUGUUUUUUUCACUAAUUGACUCUGUGAUACUAUCCUUCUAAAAGUAAAAAAAAAUGAUGUAUGGAAUUUCUUAAAGUUCACCCAUAAUUUACAAUUUAAUUUUGUUCACCAUCGCACCUAAUGGCUAAAUUUCCUUUGGUCACUGUAGUUUUAAAGUUAUUUUUGUCUUUCAAAAUUUCAAAACAUUUUUAUUUUGUAAAAAACCUUAAAACAACAUUUUCACAAAGUUGUUUCUUUGGAGGCACAGUUUCUGCAACACACUUUUACGCUUCGAUUAUGAAAAGAACUUGGCUGAUGAUGAUGUCAGUGUCUCAUUUGUUCGUCAUUAGCGUGUAUUUUCGUUUUUAAGUUGCUGUAGAUGAGGAAAACAUUUUCUAACUUGGUUAGGAAUAUUUAUUUGGCAGGACAUGAUUCUGAAUCUGUGCCACCAUGGUUUCAGACAUUUAAUAGGGAGCUUUUACAUACACUAUCCUUCUCAGAGCAUGAAACUUUUGACCAUCCUGUUGCCUGUAAGCUGCUUGCUUCUUUUCACCUUUUCCUGAUGUUAGAGACUUCCAUCCAUUUUAUUAUUCUGCUACGUUGCUUUCUUUACUUCAUGCUUUUUAAAUAUUGGAACUAACCUCAACUUCAGGCCUCUUGGUUGUUUCAACAAAUGAUGAUCAGCCAAUAAGCAGAUUUGUCGAUCUGUUCAAUAUGGAACAGUUGCCCUCUCUUCUAAAGGAUGGUACAAUGGAUUCGAAGAUAUUGAAACACUACCUCCUACUCCAUGACAACCAAAGUGGCAAUCUAGAGAAGUAUAAUAUCUUUCUAAUUAUUGUGUUUUCUUCUCCAACUUGCAGAAGUUAUAUCUUGAAUCCUAUAGAUCUAACCAUCAUCUUGUUGUAGACAGUUUUUUUUCUUUCACAUUGUAGAUUUUUUGUGGACUAAUUGUGCGUUUAGCUGUCAAAAAAAGGGCAAUCGAUCUUUAUAUGUGGUGUAUCUGUUGAAAAUUUCAUGAUUUGAAGAGUUGUUGGAUUCUCAAGAAGGAAAUUAGUUUGUCAAGGAAAGGGAAAAAUAAGUCAUAGCUUUUAAUCUGUGUUUAGAUUACUCUAGAGAAAUGGGCGUUCGAUUUGAUUUUUCACUUUAUCUUUGAAUGUAAGACUCAUUUAACUUUCUGAGAUUUAUAUGUCAUUCAUGAAAUACAAAUCAUAUGGACUUGGCAUGUUUAUUGGAAAAACUUAGCUGAAAGCUAACUGGGUGAAUAUUGUGAUCAUGCCAUCAUAGCAUUCAUUUUCUUUCCAAAAAAUUAUCUUAGAUGGUAACAGAACGAUUUUUAUUUUUUUGCAACACUAUAUUCUGGUUCACUUACUGUCGAGAAUUGAUCUUGAUUGAGAUUCUUGCAACUUGGAGAAUGGAAGGAUUCUAUCUUCACGAUCCUCCUCUUCCAGGAAGAUGAAUCAGUCACCACUUCUUGGAACAUAAUUUCCGCAAUCUCAAAAUCUCAAUUAUCUUGGUUUCCCGCUUAAGUACAGGCUACAUGAGUUAAUGGGCCAGGCCCAUUAUAUUAGUCUUUAAGUGGAUCCGUUAACAAUUUAAUGGAUCCACUUAACAUAGGGAAGGACAUAGAAGGACGAAAAUACAGUGAAAGGAAAUAGAUAGAAAGGGAAAACAAUCCUAGAGAGUUCAACACCUCCUCUCAAGUUGGGUAUAGAUGUUUUCCAUAUACAACUUGGACACCAUCCUUUGAAAUAUUGGUCUUGUGAGUCCCUUUGUGAAUAUGUCAGCAACCUGUUCUAAUGUCCCAACAUAUAUCAGAUCUACACCUCCUGUUUCUACUUUUUCUUUGAUAAAAUGUCGAUCCACUUCAAUAUGUUUAGUCCUGUCAUGUUGUAUAGGAUUUUGAGCAAUAGCUAUUGUUGACUUGUUGUCACAAAACAAUUUCAUAUGAUUUGACUGGUUAACUCUCAAUUCGUCAAGCAAACCGCGAAUCCAUAAGCCUUCACAUAUCUCUUGGGCCAAUGCCCUGAAUUCUGCUUCAACACUAGAUCAUGCAACUACUUGUUGCUUUUUGCUUCUCCAUGUCACAAGAUUUCUACAAUCAAAUGUACAAUAGCCCGAUGUUGAUCUGCGAUCUAUAACAGACCUUGCAUAAUCAACAUCGGUGUAGAUUUCAAUAGAUUGUUUCCCUCCUUUUUUGAAUAGAAUGUCCUGCCUUGUUAUUGUCUUUAGAUAUGCCAACACUUGAUAUGUUGCCUGUAGGUGUAUCUCCCUUGGAUCAUUCAUAUGCUAACUGAGUACAUUCACUGCAAAUUUAUAUCUGGACAGGUAUGAUUUAGGUACCUCAACCUCCCAAUCAACUGUUGAUAUGAGCUUUUAUCCACCUGAUUAGAGUCUUUACCUUCUCCCAAACUUAAGGUGGGAUCAAGUGGAGUGUCAGGUUUACACUCCAAUUUUCCAGUCUCUUGAAGUAAAUCAAGAAUAUACUUGUGUUGUGAAAGAAAUACACCUUCUUUUGAAUAUGCAACCUCAAUUCCCAAUAAAUAUUUUAACCUUCCUAGGGAUUUGAUAUCAAAUUCCUCUAGAUAGAUUUUGGCCAAGGCAUUUAGUCUCCUCAGUAUCAUCUCCUGUUAUGAUGAUAUCAUCUACAUACACAAUUAAGGCUGUAACCUUGUUUUGGGCACCAUGCUUAAUGAAGAGAGUGUGAUCCCCAUUGCUUUUUAUGUACCCAAAUCCUUUCAUGGCUUGAGUGAAUCUCUCAAACCAGACUCGGGGUGAUUGUUUUAAACUCUAUAGAGAUUUCUUCAACAUACAAACAACAUUAUUUUGAUGGGUAAAUGUGUAACCUAGAGGUACAUUCAUAUAUACUUCUUCCUCCAAAUUUUCGUGAAGAAAUACAUUUUUCACAUCAAGCUGAUGCAUUUCCCAUCCUAAAUUUACUGUCGAUGCUAUAAGUAUCGGGAUGGUAUUUAACUUUGCAACAGGAGCAAAUUUCUCAAAAUAAUCAAUUCCAUUAGAUUGUAAAUAGCCUUUAGCUACCAACCUUGCCUUGUAUCUUUCCAAUGUUCCAUUAGGUUUAUACUUAGGAGCAUAUACCCACUUGCAGCCAACCACCUUUUUUCCUGAAGGCAAAGGGACUAAGUCUCAUGUACAGUUCUUCUCUAGUGCAUCAAUGUCUUCAUCCAUGGCAUGACUCCAUUCUUUGUGUGACAGGGCCUCUUCUACUAUCUUGGGGAUGAUAAUAGUCUUCAUCUUCAUGAGCAAAGUCUUGUACAAUGGUGUUAACCUAUCAUAUGAUAACUAGUUGACCAUAGGAUAGAGUGAUUUAUUUAUUCAACUUCUCUUUCCUUUGCAUAGAGCAAUGGGCCAAUCUAGUUGCUCCUCAUCAAUGGCUUCAGUGAACUGAUGAUCCUCUUCUUGAUGAGUAUUAUAAAUUUGAGAUGUGUCUCUUAUACUUGGACUAAUUGCUUCUACUGGUUCUUUCUGCAGUGCAGGUAAAUCAUUCAUCUCAGUUGAUAUAUUUUGUGUCUCCACUCUAGGUCGUCUCCUAUACACUUACAUUUCUUUGGUUCUAGGAAUGGGUGUCUCCUGAAUUACGAAUUCAUUUAUGUCCUGUAACUCAGUCGCAGCAAUCGAGUUCUCUAACUCUUUUGGAUUUUUCAUCUCAUAAUAUGGUUCCAACUCCUUAAAAGUCACACUAGCUGAAAUAAAGAAUUUUUUAGAAGCAGGAUUACAACACUUAUAACCCUUUUAUGUAGUUGAGUACCCAACAAAUAUACACUUUAUAGAUUGUGGAUCAGGUUUUCCCACUAUGCCUAUAAACAGUACAUCCAAAUAUCCUUGGACGAAGAUGAGUCUUUAGUUUCACAUGAUGAUAGAAUUUACUCAACAGUUCCAUAGGACUUUGAUAUUCUAGUGUUUUCGCUGGUAUCCUAUUAAUAAGAUGAGUGCUAGUGAGGACAGCUUCACCCCACUAUUGCCUUGGAACUUUUUGUUGAAACAAAAGAGAUAUAGCUGUAUCAGUAAGUGUUCGAUUUUUCUCUCAGCCACUUCAUUUUGUUGGGGUGUAUUGACACAAGAUGACUCAUGAAUUAUCACUUUCUGAUCAAAGUAAGACACAGCCGAAUUGAAUAGUCUCUAGCAUUAUUUGAUCUAAACUUCUUGACAACAAUUUUGAAUUGAUUAUAGAUCAUUUCACAAAAAGAUUUCACCACUUGGGCGGCGUCUGAUUUUGAUUUUAGGAGGUAAACCCAAGUAAGCCUAGUACAGUCAUCAACAAAUAAGAUAAACCACCUGCAUCCAGACAAGCUAGUCAUAGGCGUUGGCCUCCAAAUAUCACUGUGUAUAUGAUAUAAAAGGAUUGUACUAUGCUCACCAACAUUUCCAAAUGAGGAGCAUUUGUGUUUGGCCAACCGCACACUAGAGUUUUUACAUCAACACCUUCAAAUAUAGAAGGAAACCAUGUUUUUAGGAGAUAAAAGGAAGGAUGUCCAACACGACAGUGUUGUAACAAUAUACUAUUCUUUUUGUGUUCACUGACUCCACUCCAAGGUGACUGCUGUACAGACAUCGUUGCACGUUCAUCCUCUUCCCAGUAGAGCAAGCCUCCUCCUUAACAUGUCCAAUCUUUAGCCUUGAGACCUUGUCACACAGUGAACAUCCAUUGUCCUCAAGAAUGAAACGACACUUAAUAUCUUUAACAAGUUUCUGUGGUGAAAUCAAAUGAGCCUUUAGUUUAGGCACAUGUAAAACAUUUCUUAAAGUGCCCAAUCCCUUCGACCGGUAGAAUCUCACCACCAGCAGUAAUAACUUUCCUCUGCCCAUCACUUUUCGUAUAAUCAACAAUUUGCACAUAUUUGAGGUCAUGUGGUCUGUGGCGCCAGAGUCAAGUAUCUAGGACAAUUUAGAAAAACUGUUAAAUGCAUAUGAUUUUGAGAAAAAAUUAUUCUCCUCUGACUGAACCAAGGACGUAGAGCUCAGCAUAUCUUGAGUUUCUCUACUUCCUCCCUCAGUCUUUCAAAUUCAUUACCCUUUUGCUGAUUACUAGAACUGGGAGGUUCCUUUAUCGCAGAUUGACCUUCUAUAGUCUUUGCUGGUUGAGAAGUAGUCACAUAUGUCCUCCCCUCUUGAGGUGGUCGUCCAUGUAACUUCAAGCACUUUUCUCUUGUAUGAUGCUUUUUUUUGCAAUAUGAACACCAAAGGUUUUCUUUGUUAUCCCACUUCUAGUAUCUUCCUUGUGAUGCAGAGAUUGGGUUUUGAUUUCCCUCCUUUUUCUCUAAUUGAUUCCCCUGAUCUUGCUUGCUGGAGGCGAUGGCUAUUUACUCAUUCUUCCCAUUAUUGAUUAGGCUCAAUCUACUCUUCUUCCAUAAUAAUCUAGCUAGCUUCAUCCAGAUCAGGUACCUUCUCACGAUGGAGAAUUUGACCCUUGAGGCUUUCAUAAUCAGAGUUCAGUCCCAUUAAAAAUGUGUACAUCUAUGUUUCAAUGUAUACAUGCACUCCUCAAAACUAGGAUUCUUUGCUGGCCAAUAAUGGUCAAUACCUUCAUGUAGCCUUUAAUUCACACGAAUAUUUCAUAAUUGAUUUACUUCCUUGCACUAAAUGUGUUGCCUUAGACACCAAGCCAUAAAUCCUCCAAUCGUUAUGUUUCUUUGAACAGCUUUUGUGAAUUUGAUCCCACAAUUCCUUCGCCGAGUGAAUGAACAGAAAUUCUCAUACAUCUAUGGUGUCUUUGUACUUAGCAGCCAUGUAUGGAUAAUAGCCUCUUUUGAUUUUCAUCCUCUAUAUUUCGGAUCUGACUGCUUCAAUGGUUCUUAUAUAAGGUGAUCUGUUAAGCCUCUUCCAAGAAGCGUCAGAUCAACAAACUGCUCCUAGUGAUGAAGAUUUAUCUCAUUGAAUCUAAGUUUCUCUGAGAUAUUUGGGAGAGUAUGAUAUAGUCUCUUUUUCUCUAGUCAUCACUGGAGAUGAUAUGAGUUCUAUGGAUGACGAAGAGCCUUCCCUUGAAUACAUUCUGAAAGCCUUUUUCCUUUGCACUUCUCAGAAUGCCUCAGUUCACUGCUUGCGGAAGAUUUCUUUCUUCCUUGGUGUUGCUCCAACACAGAAACAAGAAAAAUAAGAUUCAAAAACAAGAAACAAGAAGUAUCUGAUCCUACCAGAAUCAGCACCGCUCUGAUACCAUGUUGAGAAUUGAUCUUGAUUGAGAUUCUUGCAACUCAGAGAAUGAAAGGAUUCGAUCUUCACGAUCCUCCUCUUUUGGGAAGAUGAAUCAGUCACCACUUCUUGGUGCAGAAUUUCCACAAUCCCAUAAUCUUACAUCAAUUAUCUUGGUUUCCCGCUUAAGUACAGGUUACAUGAGUUAAUGGGCCAGGCCCAUUACAUUAGUCUUUAAGUCUAAUGGAUCCACUUAACAUAGGGAAUGACAGAGGACGAAAGUACAGUGAAAAGAAACAGAUAGAAAGGAAAAACAAUCCUAGAGAGUUCAACACUUACCAUUUGAUAAAUUGGACGUUGCUAAUUGUACUAUGAGUGUCAAAAAUAGUGGUCACUUUACUGCGAUGCAUACAACAAGCUAGCGGAAAUAUAUUAAUAUUUCGAAAUAUGGAAGUAGGGUGCCAAAUACUGAAUAUACCUGAUCGAAAAAUAGAAGUAAAAGCCUAUGAAAUGUUGGAUGAAGCACUUCAUCCAAGAAAAUUAGUAGUCAAAGCAACUAGAAGACGAUUUAAUUAGAAUUCAUUCAAGAGCUGUUAAAAUUAUCAAAAAGCGUAUUUUUUCCCUGGAAAUUUUUGUGAUUUUCUCUAAUGGUUUUUCUAAUAAUCAGUGACCUACCAUCCUGUUUAAAUUGCUAGAUACUGCAAGGAAAACUAUCAAAUAUCAGAAACAAAGGCUUUUCUGGAUGAUAACAUCUCAUGGCACUAGGAGGGCCAGAACAGGUCAAUGGGGAGAUUGAAAUGUUGGGGAGAUUGAAAUGUUGGGGGCAUUGUAUAACUUGAAAAAUAUGUUAAUCGCUUCUUUGAUCAUCCCAAAUCACUGUGUUGAAGAGUCUGUAUUCCUUGUAAUGUUACAUUCAUGGUGAAAAAGACUUUGAAUACAUCCUAGGUAUGUUUCUGCCAAACCCACAUUUUUUCUGAAAAAUAUUAGUUUAUUAAUCACUGUGGUUUUGACGAUAUUUAUAUUAUCUCUUGGCGGGAAACUAUUUAUUUUCAAAUAUGUUCAUUUUCAUUAUUUGUUGUUCUUGACGGAUGUGAAGAAUAUUUUGAAUAGUAAUUCUGAAAAAUAUAAAAAGUAAAAUUUGAUUUACGAUAAAAGUCAAAGAUGGAUUUGUUUCUGGAUUUGAUAAAGGCCGAAAUUAGUAAUUCACUGGAAAAUGUAAUAUAUUAUUAUAGAUAGUGUUGUGUCUCAAAGAGGAGACACCAAGACCCAGCCUUUAAAGAAUCCAUGCCUGAAGCAUAUAAUGUAGCACCUGAAUUUCUGUUUAAAAUGAUACUGAGCUGUGAAACACUAUAUAGAACACAGUUAACAAAAAAAAAUCCUUGCUUGUAUAGUUGCUUUCUGUGGAUAUCUAAAAGGCCAUGGUGACUGUUAUUUUAUAGAAAAUGUAACUUCUUGCAUCAGAAACCUGCUGGAAACAUUGUGCAUCCGAAAGACACUCAUUACAUUGAUUUUGUGAUGUUAAUGUAUCAUCUUUUGGUAGGGCGAGCAGCAUUUUAGCAGAGAUGAAGAGCACUUUUGGAUUGAAAGACUCUCGAUUGCUUUGCAUUAAUUCUUCUCCAGAUGGAAUUUGGGAAGGGGACCACAGUCCGUGGUUUCACUACGUGAGUUGGGAAUUCUUUAAUGUUAUAGUGGAAUUCGACUCAAUACUUUUUUUUUUAAUUUUCUAUACUUACUAAUGUACUUUCUUUUAAUACAGAAAAAUGGAGUAUCAUUGAAACAGGAUAAUGCUUGUUUCCUUACCAGUGAUGAUCUUAAUCAGGUACCCCCAUCAAUAUUAGAAGUCAUGCACGUGUCUUUCUAGUUGGCUUUUCUUCAUUGGGCAUUUUAUUUCUCGUAAGAAUCACGGAAAUAUGUUUUGAAUCAGAAUUUUUUUUAGAAACGUCCUGUGGAAGUUCCUACAGUUUUAUAAGAGAAAUAGCUGAUGUUGCAUAUAUGGUGUAAUUAGAUUCGAGAUUUCAUGCAAGAUCUAUGUUCCAAACAUAUAAUUCCUCACAUGGAGCAUAAAGUACGUGAGCUUAACCAACAGGUACUUAAUUUAUCUUAUGGAUUUAUUAACUUAAUUAUUCUGUUACUUUUUGUACCAUUUUUCUACUGUCCUUUUUAACUGGGUUGUUGCUAUAGGUUUCUGCAAUUAGGAAGGGUUUUAGGAACCAAAUAAAAAAUUUGUGGUGGAGGAAAGGGAAGGAAGAUACGCCAGAGGCUCCUAAAGGCCCUAUGUAAGAUUUGCUUUGGUGUUUUUUCUUUACCUUUAUGAAAUAAGAAUGACAGAAUGAAAUAAUACAUUUUGCUUUUAGAAGUGUUAAUCUUACACAAUAAAUGAUUAAUCAGAAUAAAGAAAAUCAUUUAGUCUGCUUGUGACCUUUUCAAUCAGGUCAUUUGCUCACAUUAUUCCUGCUUGCUUCACAUGCACUACCUAUUCUUUCCUUGAAAUAUAAUCUUUUUAUUUUUGUAUGAAAAAAUUACAUAUAAAAUUCAGUGUAUAUGAUUCAGGAGUUCUUAAAAAAAAGGACUUAGGGAAUCAAUUUCAGAUAAAAGUUCAAGCACAAAGUUCAUUUCGGAAGGAAAAACAAGUUAGAAUAUAAAAUAUGAAUUUGGCGUUAUUUUGCUAAUCAUACUUUAUCUGUUUUUCGUUCAAGGUAUACAUUUAACUCCACAGAGUCUCAGAUAAGACUCUUGGGUGACUAUGCAUUCAUGCUGUGCGACUAUGAACUUGCAUUGUCCAAUUAUCGGUUACUCUCUACUGAUUAUAAGCUUGAUAAAGCCUGGAAGCAUUAUGCAGGUGCACAGGUAGAUUUUGAUCACUGUAUAUUUUUUUGGAAAAAUGCUUACCUGUUUUUUUUAUCUUGUCAUUGCGUAUUUUCCCUUUUUUCAGGGUGUUACUUGAUACUAUUGCUUAUGGUCGUUUGUCAUGGUUAUGCUAAUAUGAGAUAGGGUGAACAGAAACGAUGAUCUUUGAGGAGAAGUGCUCAUUCGAUACAAUAAAUAAUGCGAAUUCUGUAUAGUUUUAAUUUCCUCUUAAAUAUUUUCUGGCCACCUUUUGGCUCUCACACUUUUAUUUUCAGGUACCAUAUAAGCCUUUGUAAUCUUUUAAGCCAUUGCUUUAACUUCCAUGCUCUUCUGUGUACCCUCAUAAAGAUCCCAUCUUCCAUUCAGUUUGCACAAUAAGAUCUCACUAUGAGGAUCUCGCUAUUAUGGACAACACCAUUUGGUGUCUUGUCUUGAUAUGUACACAUUUACAUCGAGACAGUUAACAGGCUAUUUUGAAUACAGAUGAGCAUUUUAGUGAUGUAGCUCGGGCCACUGAAAUCAUGAUGUUGGAUGAGCCAGCAUGGUGAAGAACAAGAGUUGGCAGUUGUAAAUAGAGAUCAAAUCCAAUGUCGGGAUUGUGGAAAGGGGAAACCUCAUGUGAGGAUGGAAGGUUGUUACUAGUUCAAGAAUAUAUGACCUGAGGGGCUUUCUAUCGUAUGUUUUGGUCUGUGAGUGUGAUACAUUAGAUGGAUAAUGUAUGUGUUGAAUUGUGAUGAAUGACAUGCAUUGCAAGGAAUAUGACAAUUAAUUGAUUGGAUUGUCAAUCAUUCAGAAGAUUUGGAUGGGCUUUCUAUCGUAUGUCUUGGAACUGCGAAACAGACCCUUGCUUAGGGGGAAAGUGGUAUAACUUUCAAGAUUUUACGUUGGUGCUUGUGAAAAGAGAAUGAGUGAGAUUCGAGGAGAAAUCUUCGCUUUUGGGUUGCUAUGCUAUUAAUUUCGUCUCAGUAUGAUGUGAGAUGCUGAUGAGGCAUAGAGAGUCUUUUUGAUUGCACACACAUAUAUAUUUUUCUUUAAUUACAUCUCCUAUUUUAUCCCCUCUUACCCUAUAUGAGAGUGGUAUUUCUUUCUGUAAGAGUCUUAUUCCAACAUGAACAUUAUCCACUAAGCCAUCAAUCUCUUCCUCUUUCUUUAUUUUUGUGCUGCUAGAUUUGGCUUCCCAAGGGACUAUUUGGUGGCAACACGUUUGCUUCUAGCUAGCAAGGAGGAAAAAUCAUACUUCUGGAAGCAUUGUUGAAAAUGACUUUUAUUCACUCUCUAACUGGAUUUGUAAGGAAAACAAAAAGGGGAAAACAUAAGGGGAAGUAGAAACGUGAAGAUGACAAGCUGUUUACACAUUGUGACCUUGAGAAUCACAAUGUAGACAGUGGUUGGGAGGUAUGUUGACUAAAAAAGCCCAUUACGUUCAUGUGUGGACAAGAAAUUAAAGAACACAUUGUUCUAGCUUAUAAUCUUGAGGCUAAUGUUUAGGAGUUUUAUUGUAUGCUGUUUGUGGCCUGCAGAGGAUUAUUUUACAAUGUCGUGGGACCACCUCGGUUCCUUCAGUGCCACUAGUCCUAUUGGUGACCUUUGGGCUGACUUUGUAACUAGUGACCAUAUGAUGGGUUAUCCUACUUUCUUUUCUAAAUUUUUCCUUGGUUAAGACGAUGAUGUGACGAAUCGAGAUGACUAAAGCCCUUUAUUGAUGGCGAAAAGAACUAAAGAAAGUCCAUUUGGGGGCAUCUCACGUGGUACUACAGCAUCUCAGAAGGACACCAAAAAAAGGUAUUUCAUUCAAGAAAGACAUAGGCUUGGCACUUGAGGCAUAUUCAAAUGCUGAUUAUGUAAGGUCAUUGGUUGCUAUGAGAUCAACCUGUGGAUUAAGACUUAACAAACCGAAUGUGGUGGUACAAUCUAGUGCAGAGGCUGUAUUCUGAACAAUGAGUCGGGUCUGUUUGGUUGAAGAUUAUCUUAGAAGAUUUGAAUAUUAAGUGGGAUGGACCAAUGAGAUUCUAGUUUGAUAACAUGCCUGCAAUCAGCAGUUCAUAACCCUGUGCAACACGAUUGACCAAAACACAUUAAGAUUGACAGACACUUCAUCAAUGAGAAGUUGGAGAGCAGAUAUAUUUGUACACUGUCUCUACACGUGGCCAACUUGUGGAUGUACUUACCAAGGGAAUAAGUAAUUCGGUAUUUCUGAGUAUUGUAUCAAAGCUGAGAAUGGAGAAUCCUAUUCACCAGCUUGAGAGAUAGUGUGGGAAAAAUCAUAUAAGGGUUAGGUUGUUGGUCAGUUUCCUGAUUUGGUCAGUUCCCUAUUUUUGGUCAGAUUCUUAAUUUGGUUGGGUACCCUACAAAUCCUGGGAUUCAACCUAGGUAGUUUUCCUUUUUUUGAGGCUGGGGCAAGUAUAUUAACCAGCAAUCGUUCUAUGAAUUGUUAUGACAAAAACAAUUCCCCACUGUUUAUUCUUGUCUUGUUUGUGUCUUUAAUUGAUGUAGGACACUCCUUGAAAAAAGGAGAAAGGCCCGAAAUUUGGGACGCAGGUGGCUGAAAAGUUAAAAAAUGACUAGAAAGAUUGAAAGGCACAAAAUGAAACUAAGCGCACAUAAAUUGUGGAUAAGGAAUCAGUUUUCAGUUUUAGUAACUGUUGUGCUUUGAAGUCGUUUUUAUUUUUUUUCGUAACUGAUCCAAUUUUUUAGGACUCUAUAGGAGAUGAAAAUUAGUAAUUCUCAUUCUCUCUGUGAGAUUUCUGAGAGUUUUGGGAUUCAAGUGAACCUUGUAGAUUCGAGGGACGUUUUUUCUUAUCCUUGUGGAUUCAAGGAAUUAUCUAAAUUAAUCCUUAUGCAUUCUAGGAAAGGGAAAAGUCGUACCAUGUGGAUUCAAGGGUUGAUUUUCAUUCUUCCCCACUUCAUAUUUCGUGCCUUGUGGAUCCAAGGCCUGAUUUUCUAUUUUCGCAACUUUUUCUACAUCAUUAAUUAUAGAUGUCUCAUCGAAGCAAUUCUUACGAGUAGUUUUAUUAUGACAUGAUGUUCUCUGAGAUUCUUAUGAUUGAGUCUCUUAUGACUCAAUUAGUUUCUGCACAUUCAUUCUUCUCUCUACAACAUUUUGUAUUUGGGCAUCUUAGUUCCAUCCAUUGUGCAUGUGUUACCUGGUGUUCAGUGCAAGGAGUGUCACAAUACGUCUUAGCUUAUCUAGUCCUGGGAGUUGUUAGUGACGUGUUUCCUUGGGUGUCCUCACUACAAAAAAGGAUAUAAGUUCUUUGCUACAGUAUCUCAAAAAUAUAUUCAUUUGAAGGAUGUUGUCUUUACUCUAGGAUAGUCUCGUCCUUAAGAAGAGAAUUCAUUGGUAUUCAUUUAUAGCCUCUUCUCCAUUUGUCAUCUGGUGCUUCCUUCACACAUGUUCCUUUUGUCCUUGAUGGAAAUGAAGCUGUUGUUUUGUAGAGGUAUCACAAAUAGGCUCUCAUGAUUGUAUCUGUCACACUAGUGUAAAGGAAACUAACAAGUAACUACUGACACUAGGAGGAAGAACACUAGGAAAGGGCUUCCUUCUGAUUACCAAGCCGUAUAUAAUACCGAGUCAUCUCAUCAAGAUAGCGCAUGCUCCCCCCUUCUUAAAUUGUGCCUAUGGCAUUCAUCUUCCUACUACUUUUUUCAAUUGGUAAACGUGUUUGUAAUUUAUAGUGUAAUUCUGUACCUGCAUCCUAUAGCAAUGCUGUAAUGCAAUCCAUGUUGGGUGUCAACAAACGAGUGAAGAAGUGAGUGCUUUCUAGAAGAGUGAUUCUUGGGAGCACUAUUCUAUAUGAAGGAACAAUUGGGUUGGGUAAAAUGCUGAUAGUAUUACAUCAUGGUAUAAGGCAAGGCUUCUGGCUUGGGAGUUUAGACAGAUAUGAAAUUGGUUACAAAGAGAAUUUUUGAGUUAUUAGGCGAGCUAAAGUUAGUCAGGAUUAUUUUGUCUCUUGCUAAUUAUUUUCCAUGGACUUUGCACCAACUUCAUCCCAUAAUGUUUUCUUACAUGGAGAUUUACUACAGGAGGGGUGUAUGUAUCCUCUAUUUAAAACUGCAGAGAUGGAAAGGACAUACUGAUAUAUGGGGUAUUCGUUUUCAGAGCUCCCAGAUGAGAGACUAGGACCUUCUUUUCUCGUUCUCGUUUAAUGAUUUUGUGGUCAAUUCCAAUUACGAAAAGUGCAUUUUACCAAAUAUUCCUAAAAUUCUCAUAGAUCUGUUGAGGCAUGUAAGAUCUCUUAUUAUAAGCAUCUACUGCCUUAUUUUACACCGUCAUUCCCACAUUCUAUCCGUUAUCUCCUCAUGUCUCAUCUUCACAAAUCGAUGAUAAAACGGCAAUCACCUUUUCUAUUUGGAUUUUCAUGCAGGAAAUGGUGGGACUUUCCUUGUUUAUGUUGGAUCAAUCAAAGAAAGAGGCUGAAUAUAGCAUGGAAAACGCUUUUCAUUCAUAUGAGGUACGUGUAUCACCCCUUCUCCUAGCAUGGCAUCAAACAAAAAGGUGAAUAGGAUAAUUUGACACCACUGAUUAUUUUUUAGUUACCUCUACUUGUAUUUAUCUGAGAUUGUAUUGAUAGGAAGAUCCUCUUCUCUGGUCUCCUCAUGGUCCAUUUGAUUACCUAUAUUUUAACACUGUUGCACAAUGCAAGACAACAGUGGGUUUCUUAGAAGAAAGGAAUUGACUUUUAGUUCUGCACAGAGUGCAAUUUUCAUUUUUAGAAUCAGUCAUUUGUCUUAUUGGCUUACGAUUUAGAAAGGUGAUGGACUAUGCAAUAUAAUUGAGGCAGGCCAUAACUGGUGAUGCAGCUUUUGUUCAUGUAUCCAAUCAGAUUUUUGGAAAAUGUAAUCAAUUUGGAAAAAUAUAAAUCCAGUCAAACUGAUUAUUUGGAAAAAAUAUGAAUAUUUCAUGUCUUUGACUACAAAACAAGAUGGAAGGGAUCAGAGUCUGAUCUGAUUUGUAUCUUCCGACACUUUGUUAUUGUACCUUUUUUCUUAUAGAGAAAGUUAUGUCAGGGUGCUCAAUUCCUUGUGCAAGAUUAGGUACGAGAUGAAUUUAUUUCAUCGUAGCAUCUAUGACAGUGACCAUUUAAAAUGUGAUGUCCAGGUCAAGCCUGUGGAACAACACUGUGCUGGACUUCUGUUUAGUAGCCACUUAAUCUCCAUGAUAAUUGUUGUUGCAUAGGGGAUCAAAGAAAAUGUUUAAAAUAUUGAGAAACAGGGCCGCACUGGAGGUUGAUAAGUGGCCUGCAGUUAACUUUCUCGUAUUUUGGUAACCUUGUUGACAUCCCAUUGAGCUCUCCAUUAUUGAAGAUGUUUUUUUAAUCAUCUAUUUAGAUCCCUAAUUUGUUUGUUUCCUUGGGAUUUGAAUCGAUUAAAGAACUCUGUUCUUUAUUCUCCAUUUCAAAUGAGACGUUGUAGUUUAGUGGCAUGUUUAUAAAUUUAUUAUAGGGUUUAAACAUAAAUAAUUUUUUUCUAUGUAAAAUUCUUUUACAGAGAAUUGGAUCAUCUGGUUUGAGAUAUGCUACAAGGUGUGGACUAUGGUGGGCUGAAAUGUUUAAAGAGAGGGGCCAGUAUAAAGAGGCAGCUGCUGUAUAUUUUCGCAUUUCAAUUGAGGUAAGUUUGAAGCUACAUGUACAUGCGGGACUUCUCAUUUAUUUACUCUUGGUUUUCUCUGCCGUCCUUUCAGGAACCUUCUUUGCAUGCUGCUGUCAUGCUUGAGCAGGCAUCCUACUGUUAUCUACUUUCAGAUCCACCAAUGCUGCGCAAAUAUGCAUUUCAUCUUGUUCUGGCUGGUAAUCGCUAUUACAUUUCUGAACAGGUAUAUAAAGUGCACAGGAGAAUAGUUCUUAGAAAAUAGUAGAAUAUUUUAGAUUAAAGCUAAAAGUUUAUUUUUUUCUCAAUUCAGAAAAAGCAUGCCAUUAGAACAUACACAGGUGCUCUCUCCGUCUAUAAAGAAAAUUCUUGGAGUUACAUUAAUGAUCAUGUUCAUUUUAAUAUUGGAAGGUAAUUUCUCUGUUCAUAUCAGUUGUACCUUGGCAUAUUCCUUUUUCAUGGUGUCUUUUCUCAAAAGUUUGUUUGAUACAGGUGGUAUGCAUUGAUUGGUAUGCUUGAUGUUGCAAUUGAUCAUAUGGUCGAAGUUCUUGCAUGUUCUCAUCAAUCUGCAGCAACUCAAAAGCUAUUUCUUAAUGACUUUCUUCGUAUUGUUCAGGUAGUAUGUAUAUCUCACUUAUGUUUCUUCUUAGCUUCUUCCAAAAAACAUUAUCAUUACAUUUUUACUGGAAUUAAUUUGGCAUCACAGAGUACUGGGAGUAAAACAGAAGUAAACAAGCUUCAACUGCCACUUAUUAAUAUGCCUUCCUUAAAAAUAACAUUUGAGGAUCAUCGGACGUAUGCAUCAUCAGCUUCUGUAAGUUGAACCUCCAUCUUCUAUGUCUCUAUGUAUGAUUUAACCUGUAUGUACUUUGACUGAAAUAUUUGUGCCAUUUAUACAAUUAUUCUAUCCAUUGUGUCUGGGAAUAGCUUCAUCACAUCUUUGAGCAUCUGCAUUUUGACAUAAUGCUAUAAUACUUGAACAAAAGUGUAGUAGUACGUUGCAUGAUCUCCAUGGGACUAUUUUCUAGAAGGCCGUCUAUUUCGCUAUUUUUACUGUUGAACUUCUUUACAUCCUCCACAAUUCAUGAACUCCAUUUAAUCUCCCACUGUUUCUGUGUGACUCAGACUAACUAGAUUGUGGGGACUCUGGAGAUCCACAGACAUGGCAUGUGUCUCAGUCAGGAAAUUAUACACUGAGGCCCUUCCUGAAACCCCCUGAGAUUAAGCAGGAUAUUUUUGAAUUUUUUUUUUAUGUUUAAUGGUUUUAAGACAAUAGCUAAGGCAUAUAUUUUCCCCAUAAUUAGGAAAAGGGAGUUUUUUCUUUUGCAAUGUUAUGCCUGUUGUGAUAUUUUUAUUCCAAUGUAUUCCCUGUUUGCUCUGAUAAAUAUGUUCGCUUUGAACAAUAAUGAUUGGAAGAUUAAUAGUUGAAUGGAGAGGGAGAUGCAAUUCGGUGCGGGAAAUUGAAUGAAGAGCUUAAUAGGUUAAAACUUUGUGGGCGAUAGUUUGACUUACUAAAUGAGGCUUUUAUUAAAACAUGGAUAAUAUGAUCUCAGUGAAUAUAACAUUCAAUGCUGAUUGCUUAUUUUGAGAAGCUACGUUGAGGGUUAACUUGGCACUGAACUAUUUUUCUGUUAGUGGAUUGGGAAACUUUGUGGAUCAAAGAUAUUUUCCCUGAAUCCAUGGCCAUAGCGAAGACAAGUUUUGUAAUUGGGCACCUUGUUGUACAUAAGUAAUGUAGGAUUGCUGAGUCAUGUAUAUAGUUGUCAUGGAAUUCUCAUAAAGCUCUGAAAAUAUGUCAUAGUGUACAACUUUGUUGUUUAAGGGUCUUGUGUUAAUGACAGUUACUUGAUGUUUCUUUGCAGUUAAAAUGCCAAUUAAAAGUUUACUUGUAACAAUAAGCUUUCAGGGCGUGUACGAGGGAAUUGUGUAUUUGAAACUAUUAUUAAAAGAAUAAGAGAUACCAUUUUAUAGCUAGUGCCUAUGUGGUGCAAAUUUCAUUAGCAGAGAGAGUGAGAUGAUUAUAGGAGAGGUGACUUUGUUACUUGCGUUACUUGAUGAUGACAUAGUCUUAGCUGGUAUUACUUUUUGUUGGUAAAUUCUUUGGGAUCUUCAUAGAACUCUGGCUUCUUAUAAUAAGGAGUUGUGCUUGUGUAUUUUGUUGCCAAUUUCAAGACUCUAAGGUAUGGUUCUAAAUGUAGUGAAAUUCACAAAGCUGAAAGCUUGGGAAAGAGAUCCUAAUGAGUGGGAAAAUGAGCUUAUGGCAUAUGGCAACACAAAGAAGAGAUAAGAGGGAUUAGGAAAAACCGAAGUUCCCCUAAGUUGGGGAGUGAAUUGAAAUUGGUUCUAGGUCUUAUAAUGAAAAUUGAAAUUGGAGAACAAGUAUGGUAUUACUUUUAGAUUAUACUGAGCACACAGUUCUAUAGUUAUAAAGUGCUGUAUUAUGGAUUAAGUUAAUGAGGUAUGAAGGUGAACAUUGUCUAUAUGACUUUUACUUUCCCACCACUACAACAGUGCACAAGUUUGAUCAUAUCCUGUUUUUGGAAAUUGACAACUUCUAAAUCGUGAAAUUUCAUACUUUUUCAGAAGAAAACUCCGUGUAUUACAUAGGUUCAAAAUGUCCGCCUAAGCCUGUAAAACUAAAUGUUACUAUUCUUUCCUAUUAUAUUCUCCUCUAUGCUUUCCACGGCAACCAGCAACUAAUGCUGUGCGCAUGCUAUCAUACAGUGGUUCUUGUCUGUGCUUUGUCAUACGGGAUUCUGGUAUGCGCCCCCCCCCCCGGGCAUGGCAGAGGUGGUGGAGCAAGGGGGUUUGAGUGCUGUGUGCUGCCCGCCACACUGUCUUCUUCUGGCUGUGUAUGUGCUAUUAGGGACAUCAGCAUCCACUUUUAAUAGUCAUGGUGAUAGUGAUGUGGUUAAACUGCAAAAGACAUCUUUAAAGAAACAUUUGACUUGUUGUAGUCUUAUCACAGAAUGCAUUUCAAAUUUUGAGUACGGUGAAAAGGUUAAUGAUUUUUUUCCUGACGUAGAAAAUAGUUUUAGUGAUGGUAAACUGGAUUUUGUUUGCUCAAUCUUUCUUGAUCGGACUGUUAAUGAGGCUUUGAACUCGAGGAAUGGCAGUAAGGCUAUGGAAACAGUUUCUGAUACUUUUACUUUUCAGUGUAGAAACUGUUUUAGUACCUGUAUGAAUAGAAUUAUCGAAAAGUGGCUUGGAGUUGAUAGUACCUGUAUGCCGAGACUCCUUGUAUCGUGGAGUGUUGAGUAUCAAAAACAUGCAAGUUUAUUCUAGAAUGUUGAAUGCCAUUCUUGUACAAGUCUCUGGUGAAGCAGUGAUCAUGCAUGCUUUUCUCACUGAACAUUGGGUACCCAUACUCUGCCCACUUUGUUUUCUGCUGUAUUUCAAUUAUUUAACUGGCAUAAGAGCCAAUUCAUAUUUUUGCUAAAUCUCAUUAAACUAUGAAAUAUUGACUAAUUCAAUCUGGCUUUUCACCUAUGCUGCAUCAUUGGAUAGUUUUUCAUUUCUGAGUUUAACGAUCUUAAUUUUUUUUUUCCAAGUUUAUUGGUAUGGGUUUAAGCUCUGCUAUUGGUGGAUACGUUUUUCUUUGAGAUUGGAAUGAUGCUUCAACUAUUCCACUCGUAUGACAUGAUUUAUGAAGCUCUCCUUUCAUUGCCUUUAGCAUCACAACUUGCUUAAACUUGCUAAAAUUUACUGGGCUUUCAUUUUUCUUCACUAGGUUCACGUAGAAGAAAGCUUGUGGAAAACUUUGGAGGAGGAUAUGGUCCCAUCAACAUAUGCUGCAAAAUCAAACUGGUUGGAAUCCUAUAAAAAUUUAAAUGCCUUGAAGAAGUCAAAUGAGGCCUCCAUUUGUGUGAUCGGAGGUAAGGACCAUUAUGCAGCUGCUGAUUGGAUCUAUCGCUUGCAUUUUAAUCUCUAACAAGUUGUCAAUAUUCUUUAAUUUAUUGCCUGAAAAUAAUGCUAGACCUUCAAGUUGCUUGUAUGAUUUUUGGUUUUAAGUCACAUCUUUAAUGCUUUAGGCAGGGAAGCAUAAGCGUAUAACAACUUAUGCGUCUGUUUACCGUUUCAGCAAUUGUGUGCAUAUUUUCUGCAAUUAUACAGUGCAUGUACUUAAUUGCUCAAUACUGUUAAGUCCUCUUUUUUUGCUAUCCCAACUUAAUAUGGUUUUUAGUGAACAUAUCGAUCUCACUCUGUCGUGUUUACUGUCCACUUUGGAGGAAAAUGUUGUUUAUUAUCUAUAGAAGAUUUGAAUCUGAUCUGGUGCGCUAACAGGUAACUUACAAAGGAAGCGGGGCCUGGUAUUUGUAUCAUACCCCUGGAAGUUUCUAGACCUACAAAAAACUAGACAAUAUAUUUGACACAUCCCGACACCAUUAUCCUUAAAAGAAGUCCUAUAGAAUUUUAUGCUAAUUAGACAAUUCUGUAUUUCACCUAGGUGAGCCCACAAUACUGAAAAUGCUACAGAUUUUCUAGCUUAACUCAUUUGAAAAGAUCUCAAUUUAGAUGCUUGUGUAAGGCAGUGUUCUGUAAUUAACUACUAAUAGUUCUCAAUUUAUAUGAGCUUCCAACAUCGUUCACGAGUAUGACGUGGCUGCCUACGAUGAGUGCACCACAAAUAUCCUUAUAGUCACGAUUCUGGGCAUUCAAUUGUCCAGUUUUGUCACUAUAGCAGCUUGUGCUCCCUCCACAUUUGUGGCUGAAUUAUUGGCACCAUCGAGCUGUCUUUGCUUUUUGGUUCCAGUGCCAAGCCUUCCCUGAUUUUCUCUCCUCGAAUCAGUGCCACUACUGCAUUAAAUCAGUGCCACUCUAUCUUGAUCAAUGAAAUCCUUCAGAAUAGCUGCAUCCUCAGGACGUUUGGUUUUAGUCACCAUAUAAUGCUUUAGUUCUUGCCAUAACACGUUCAACUGAUUACCAUAUUCCACAACUGUUUUGCAUCCCUGUUUUGCAGCAAUUGUCUUCACCUUAAAUCCACAGACUUGAGCCGUGUCUCUGGCUUUAAUAAGUCUGUUGGAUUACAUCCCAGAUAUCCUUAGUCCGUAGCCAAGAGCAUACGUGUGUUGCUAUCUCAGGUGUCAUAGAAUUCCAUAACUAUGCCAUAGUCAUGGAAUCUGCUUUAUCCCACGCCUUGAACCGAGGAUCCCCUGGUUUCAGCAUUGUACCUGUGAGAUGGUUGAUCUUCCAUUUUCCUUUCAGCACAGUGCGAAGUAGUUGGGACUACUUUAGGUAAUUUUUUCCAUCCAGCCCCUCUGCAACUCUCUGCAUUGUUGAAAUGGUACGAACUCUUUGGAUUGUGUUGUAGCAGUCAUCUUUAUGCCUCCAACUUCCGUAAGGCAUGAGAUGGUACAGACGGCAGUCUGAAAUCUGGAAAAGGACGAUGAAGAUAAAUCCUAAACAGUCGUGAACCCCUGUUGACACGAAUGCAAAAAACCUAGAGCUCCCCAAGUAUAUCUGCUGAUCCGCGAGUCUGAAAAAGGGGACCCGGCCUGUUCCACAUAUCACUGAGAUAUCCAAGAAUGACUGCCAAAACAGGAUACAUCGAGGGCAGACGAUUCUUCCUCGAAUUGGAACAAGAUCAGAUACAGAUGAAGAUCUUGGUUGCUGCCUCCAGGUUGACAGAGAGCAGAGGAUGCGGAGGAUGAAGACUAUGGAAAAAAUUCCAUAUUUUUACAAGCCUAAGGUUCUGAUACCGUGAUGCAAAUGAAAUGAAGAUAAAUAGUUGGGAAAUUUUUGUCUCACCAAUUCAUAGAACGGUUGGUUCUUAUAUACAAUUACCCACGCCUCAAAAAAGGAAGAAAACCUAGGUUGAAUACCACGGUUUUUUGAAUACUCAACCGAACUAGGAAAUUUACCAGCAGCCUAACCAACCCAGGAAACUGACCAACAACGUAACCAACUUAGGCUGACCAACAACAAAACCAACGUAUGAAUUUGACCAACGGAAACAAACUCUUAAUUAUACGUUUCUCUUUUCCACAAUAGACACUGCACAUUACUGACAGAGUUUACUUAUUUUAUUUUCAGGAAUUUUUAUGUUACAGUUUAAAUGUUAUUCUAGUUCUUUGAUUUUAUGGAAAAGGAACUGAUAUUUCCAGUUCAAUAGACCAAUGCAGAUUACCUUACCAUGGAACCAGAGUGGUAUGUGUAGAAAAGUCUUUCAUUAUUCUGAGCAUUUUUGUCUUUGCAGAACCAAUAAAAGUUUACUUGGAGUUUAAAAAUCCUCUCCAAAUAUCCAUAUCUUUGUCUGAUGUUUCUCUUAUAUGUGAGCUUUCUCCAAGGCCUGAUGGAACAGAACUCAGUAAGUUUAUCUCCGAAAAUGCUUUUGAAAUCGGUUUACUGGACAAGACGUAAUAAUAUCCAUAAUGUUCAUAUAUUUCAGAUGAAAAUGCAUCACCAUUUGGGGCUGAGGGAGAUGUUCAUAGUGACUCUACUGAUUAUAGGUACCAGCCCGUUUUUGCUGCAGCAUUUCACUCUGUAAAUCUCCAUAUAAUUAUCUCCUAUGGAUGCCUGUAAUAUUGUCUAUUCCCUUCUUUGAGCAUCGUCUUUGGAUUGGUCUGUGCAGGGAGCUGGAGAACGUCUAUGCAUCGUACGUUUUAUCAAGAGAAAAUUUUAUUUUAGGAGGUGGUGAGACCAGAGGAGUAAGUCUGAACGUAACAAUCUGCAUUUCCUUGGUUCUAAAUAGCCGAUAUAUUCACAUUUUUCUUCAAUCUCUCAUUCAUAGCUGUUGAAAAAGGUUACUAUGAGAACUUUCUUAAAAGGCUCAAUAAUUAUCGGUGAGGAUCAUACAGAGCACCCCUUUUGGAACAAACGAAUAUUUUUUAGAGUGAUUUUCUUGGCUAAUAUUUUUAAGGGUACUUAAUAAUGUAUGCAGUGUAAAGGCAAAUAACAAAUUUUGACAGGAAGUGACGUAACAUCCGUGUUUUCAUUUCGUUUGUAGUUAAAAAUCCGUCCUCUUUCCCUUCAUUGCAAGCAGCAGUCUCCGACGCCAAAGCCUAUACCUCCUGUGAGGAGCGGCAAUCAUCAAAGGGAUCACAGAGAUCGAAGCAUUUCUCAGUUAAAUUCGUGAGACUGGAAAUGAACGGAAGAUUGUUUAUACAUUGUCUGAAAUGUGAGAAUAAACUAACAAUGUGAGAACUGAUGAUUGCUCCCUUAUAUUUCUAUGUAAAAUAAACUAACAUUCCUUGUAGAUGACCCAGCCCAUAAAUGCUUGUGCCACAGGAAAGUAAUUCCUUCAUGUGAUGAAUGUCAGAAGCUUCUUAUUUGAUAAUAAAUUUAACCCAUCCUCUUUAGCCUUGAAUUUCUUUGUUUCUAACAUCCCAUGCUGGUUAAUGGCAAGAGGAAGAUUUCUCACAUCUUUUUUUCUUAGUCCUGUAAGUGUGGAGUCUUAUCCUUUCUUGUGCUUCUCCUAAGAUUCAUCCUUGUAUCUGUUCCAGACUUUCAUCUGUAACUGCUAUUGGAAAACAUAGGCACAGGGGGAAUGACCUUUGUCAUGGAGGAUAGAGGCGAGAAUGGCAGACAAUCGCCACAAGAUUCAUUCACCUCUAACACCUCUAAUACAGAGAGGAACCCUAGACAACUGUCCCAAAAUACUCUCAGUCCUUUAUAUUAUUUCCUUACAACUUAGAACUUUCAACAACUACAAAGCUUCAAGGUGGCUUCGUCAGACUAGACAGGGGUUUGAAGCAUAAUUAUCUUGUUCAUAAUCUGUUUAUCUUGUUCUUGAUAAUGGAAGUGCAAAGUGAGCUUGCAGCCCAUUCCACUUGAUCCUAUGUUUAACCUUUGUUUCAAACAGAAGUACGUUUAAUUCUUUCCAAUGUUAAAUCGUCUCCAAGCUCAGAUUUCAAUGCAAGAAAUCAAUCGAUAAUUUAUGGGCUCCAAUUUUGAGAAGUUUCCUAAGAGUAUUCUUAUCUUCUUUGUUGUUCGUAGGUAGCAAUAAAGCAAAAGCUGUAACAAGCACUAGAGAUUGAAUUAAUGUAUCCUAGAUUCUGUUCUGAACUCGCUUGUUCUGGUUUGCAAAAUUCGGUUGUGGCCGUGUUAAAAGGAAUAUGUUAUUAUUAAAUGCUAACUAGUCUUCAAUCUUUGAAACUGUUUGUCAAUGGCUGCAUCCGCUGUUACUUUGCAGCUUUUGGAAUCAAUACAAUUUAGAAAGUUUGUUUUGUUAAACCUUUUUGUUUGUUACAACCCUCAUGGUGUGUGGAUAUAUUAAAGCAACUAUUCCCCCUAGUUCCUAUUUUCUUAUUCUGAUGGUCGAAUAUAUUGCAUAUUCCAAUUGGCUAAGAGAGGGAAAAUCAUGAUUAAUGAACCCUUUUGAGUUGAGGAAAUUGUUUCUUCUAUGACAUUUCUACUCAUGUAGGUUUGUUGUCUCUGGCAUUUAGUUGAUCAUCAAGGAGUGGGGCAAAUGAUUUUGCUAAAUAAUUAUAUAUUCAUCGUUAUAUUAUAAAGCAGGCAUUGGAAUAGGAUCGGGAAGACUUCAUUCACGUGUUAUUUAACAAUGUUUCAUUAUGGCGAAUUCAUAUCUGUGGACCUGUCUUUUAUGCUGUCAGGUAGAACUUGAUGUUACUCCCAGAAUCCAAGGCUUACUAAAGAUCGUUGGAGUCAGGUGGGUAUUUUCAGAUUCAAUUGUGGGAUCGCACAUCUUUAACACAGAUAUAAAAAGGAAACGUGGAAAACCAAGGAGCAAUGAGGAUCAUUUCGGUUCUACCCUAUGCUUUGUUGUUGUCAAGGUUCAUAUUUCAUUUGUUUCUUUUUCUUCGUUCUCGUUUUAUUGCAAAACAUGGUCUGACUCUUGUUUCUUUACGUCCAGGGUCUACCCAAACUGGAAGGAUGUAUUCAUAAGAUGCCUCAUAAGACUUAUGCUGGUGAUUUACGGCUUGUCAUGCUUGAACUGAAAAAUCACUCAGAGUACUCUGUGAAGGUAUGUUUACAUUGAUAAUUUUUUUCUUAUUUCAUGUUUCUUUCAUGAUACUUACACUAUUUUGCAGAACUUGAAAAUGAAGAUUAGUCAUCCAAGAUUCUUAAUACCAGAAAGUUUGGGAGACUUGGAACUGAAUUUUCCAGCUUGUCUAGAAAAACAGAUUCGUUCUGAAUCCAGUGACAUCCAAGAAAAGAUAGCGUUUAACUCAUAUGAGAAAUCCAAUGGCUCGUUUUCGUUCCCAAACGUGAGACUCAGUGUUCCUGUUCUAUUAAAUCUGAAUUUUCAUCAUAUUCAUUUACCUUUUCAUAUUUUAGGGUACUAAAAUUCAGGGAGGGACAAUUUUCCACUGGCCUCUUUGGCUUCAUGCUGGAGUUGCUGGAAAUCUAUCACAGUAUAUAUCAGUGUAUUAUGAAAUGGAAAAUCAUUCCGGUGACAUGACCUACCGCACACUUCGGAUGCACUAUCACAUUGAGGUAAUGGCAUAUACUGCGAAGUGACGGAUUACUUAUUGCCAGUAAUGCUACUAUAUUAACAUGCUCGAAAAAUUAUUUUAGUAAUGUAUCAUUUACUAGUUUUACAUACUCUUAGAUAAACUGUGCCAUUUUUCUGAUCUUCUCGUGGUUCUAUUCAAAUUUCCUAAAUCUUUGCAGCAUCAUUGGAUGUUAAUAUUUUUUUCAUACUGAUUGCUCAAAUUUGUCAAAUGAGCAGUUAUGCUGUUACAGUCUUUAAGUUAUCUUCCCUUAUCCAACAUACUUCGUUAUAAUUUCUUGGUAACGCUUAGAUAACCUUUAUGUUGACCGUAAUGUCUUUCCUGAAUGAAAUUUUUAGGAAUCCUCCAAGAUCUGGCAUUCAGUGAUCAGAACAGCUGUGCUCGUUCUAUUCCUUUUUACUCAGUAUGCUGGGUUCAUGUCAUCGCUAUGACUCAACAAGAAGGCAGAAAUUUUCAGUCAGUUUUCGAUGGUUUAAAACAAAAUAUUUUGAUUCCCUUGAUCAAGAAUAACUUUGAAAUUUUAUGGCAGUGUGUAUGCGCAAUGGAUUUUUUAAAAAGGAAAAGGGAAAUUAGUUGUUUCAAGACAUCCUGUUUACAGAAAGUCCCAUGAUCAAAUUUAUUGCAGUCUUAGAAGCCUGCAGAGAUUCCAAUUAUUUUCUGGGGUUUAUGUCAAAAUACCUACUAAAUUAUGUUCUCUGUGGAUUAGUAAUAAAUGAUGAUUGAGAAGUAUAAACCAAGAGCAAUAGAAAUGUUUAUCUCGAGACACUAUGUAAUUAUAAAUGAGACACUACUUUUAUGUUGUUUUUGUCAAAUUCCAGGCUUACUCGACUCUCCCAUUGUGCAUUAUCCAGUAGGUUUCUUUUAAAUUGACACAUACUAAGGUAUCUGUCAGACCUUAUACAAUCUGUUGUCGUUAUUAAAUUAACUUCCCAACCUUCUAGCCUUGCUCAAUUAGUUUUGUUCAAAGGACUAUAUAAAACACAACCUUUUGAAUGCUUGAUAGAAUUUAUGAUGCAUACACAAUGAAAGACUUGUGUCUAUAAUUUCUGCUUAGUUGACUCGUAUAAAUAAUGACUGCUUCUACACUUGUCAUCCCUUACCUCUCAGGUGUCGACACUUUUGGACUUGGUCUUUAUCCUUGUGCGAAUCUAUCUAACAGAUCAGCAACUAUGAUUAAUAAGAUUUCAGAGAAAUACGAUUAAAAAUGUAUUUUGGGUUCAUUAAUACAAGUCUUAUAUAAUAUAAUUUCAGACACAACAACCUCUCCUAUAUAUGAUUAAUAUUUUUUGCCGCAUUAAAAUUGAUGUUAAUAAGAUCUUAAUGGACCAUUAAAACCCAACUCUAUAUAAAGUUCACUCUUUCUUUCGCUUCUUCACACUGUCUGAAGUAUUUUCACUAUUGAUAUUAUUUUACAUUUUUAUACAGUAUUUGACUUUAUUUUGAAAACUAAUAGAAGACUUUAUACCUCUUUGAUAAUCCUUCCAGAAUUUUGACCAUUUCUACCUUGGUUGCCAUUGAACCGAAUGGAUUUUUUUUCUUCAAAGGAUACUUUCUCUUAAAUUCGUAUGCUUCUUUUUUAUUAACAUGGAUGCAACUAAUGAUAUCCGCUUUUGUCUAUUUUUACAUGUUAUCACAUUAAGUUAAUUGGAUUUUAUAACAGGUAUUGCCAUCCUUGAACAUAUCAAUGUCGAUCACUCCUUACCCUACAAAAUUUGAAGAGUUUCUUCUGCGCAUGGAUAUUGUGAAUCGCACACAUACAGAGAAUUUCUGGCUUCGUCAACUGUCGGUUGUUAGUUCUGACUGGGAUAUUUCAACACUGUCAUCAUAUGCAUCCGGCCAUCUCUCCCAAUUAUUACCUGCAGGGCAAUCGUUGGUCUGUUUCUUUAAGCUGAAGGUUUGAAAUGCCACAUUUUGCUUUACAAAGGUUAAAUGCAUAUAGGAUCUUCUACAUUAUGUGCUAGUCACAAAAAAAUUCUUAGUAUUGCGCAGCAUACUCUUUCUUAACAUCUAUGAAUUUUAUGGUUAACUUUCAGACUUAAAGAUCAAUUAAAUGUAUGAAAACAAGUUCUUUUUUUCUGCACACUAGAUAAGAACUGAUUCAUGCGUUAUUUUGACUUUUAUUCAUAUUGAAAGUGUUUUCAUGUUUUCUUCGCACAUCUCGAAUUCCAAAUUGUAGAUGCAGCUUUGGAGAUGGGAGUAUUUUUGUUCGUUUUUCUUAUUAUAUGUUGUCUCCUAUCUUACACAUUCUAUUAUGCAUGUUCGUUUAGGGGGUCAGUGAAAUCAAUCUAUUGCCCAUCCAAGGAAGUGAUUCCCGAGUAGGGUCUGAGGACACUGCCAAAGGACUACUUGAUACUUUUAAAUCACCUCUAAUCGAUUUUCACCAUCAUGAAAGGCGUCAUCAAGAAAAUUCUGGUCAGGUCAGAUGUUUACUCCGUUUGUGAGCAGUUUACUUUCUUUUAGAUAUGAAGUAUUGGUGCCAAAGCUUUGAUGUACCUGUGGUUUGAUCUCUCACAUAGACUAUUUUCCUUGGGCAUCUCUAUGAAUGGCAAAAUAUAGGAUAGGUUUGCAAGAUGUUUGCGAAAGGUUUCUUCUCCUUUUUAAUACGACUAGCUUUUGAUAAGAUAGGACUUUAUAAACACCAUUGAAUUGAAAGUGUCACUUAGAACAUGUGCUCAAUAGGGACAGUAUCUAAAAAAUCUCUUUAUCAUUUAGGGCAUGUGCUCAAUAGAAUCACAGAAAUACAAUCCUAAGGAUGUAUCAAAAGUAAUGAUUACCCCAAAGUGUACGUGAUCGGACUGGAGCACAAUAAAAGGUCUUUCAACGGAUUUAUUCACUAACUUCUAUAUGACAAAAGCACUAAGCAAGUACCAUCCACGACAAAAAAAUGGCAACCCUUCAGAAAGAAAAUUAUUAUAUUCCAGUUGGGCACAGCCUUUGAAAUAUCCUUUGCAUACUUAUGAGUCAGUCCAUGAAACUUGCUUGCAUUUAAAAAAGACUAAAGAAAGGGUCUUCCCCGCCUAGGAAGGAGGAAAUUUUGUUCUUUUUAUAUGCUGUUCCAUACUACUGGUUCGGCCCCUGUUGUGUUAUAAAUAUUGCCUUUCACACAGCAUCGGCCUCUGAGUGGUUGGCUUGUAAUUCUUUUCUAUUUCUAAUCCUUACUGGAAUGAUGAAAAGAUUGGUUUGAUUUGCUGACAUCGUCAUCAUUUAAUAUUACUUUAGUUCGAGGUAAUUAGAAGUUGAUCAUUUGCUCUACGUAAUGGCCACGGUAGCUGGUGACGAGGGAUGUGGAUUGCUACCGUGGGUCUUGAAACAAGAGAACGUUAAAUAACACUAAAGGGUCUUCCCAACCCAGUGCUUCAAUCAUCAUUUAAUAAUUCGGCUGAUUUGUAUUUUCAACAGGAAAAUAAAUGCCGGCACUUGCCAAGUUCCCAUUCGAUUUCCAGGAGGAAUUUAACAUUGACAAAAGAUUGGUCUCAUAUCUGUUUAGCCGUUUCGGACCGAAGAAAGUCUGUCACAAAGGAAGAACCAAAGGUGAUGAGGAAAGGAAAGAAAGGGGAACAACAUAGGAAAUGAGAAAGAAGACGCUCCAUUCAAUAGAUAGCCAAGAAUACACAAGGGAACUUUAGAACUUCACCCUGCGAUUUUUCAUUUAUCAAAUACUGAGGAGACCUAACUUAUUCCACAUCAGUAGAGGCCUUCAAUCUCGCAGUUUUAAGCGAGUGCUAGGAACAUAGAUUUCAGGGCUUAGUAGUCACCAGGGAACAAUGAUCAGGGUAGGAUUUCAAGGUUGUCUAUGGUGGAGCCAUCUCAAAACCGUAGCUGAGCUUAUCUCAUCUUAACUAGGCAAUCAAUUGUUUCUCUCUCUUCUUUCCGAUCUCUGUUUCUUUAACUAAAUGUUAUUCUCAUGGACCAGGGAUGUCCGAGUACUGCCGACUUCAUCUUGAUCUCACAGCUGGUUAAUUCCGAUCCAGAUGAGCUCCCUCAGCUAUUUUCUCAUCACUCCUGUCACUGCAGGCAAGCUCGUUUCCUAGUGUGAUACAAAGUCACUUGAUGCCUAAAUCUUGUCUUCUCGCUUGUCCUUUAACUUUCUCUUUCAAUGCCUGUGUUUAGAACUGCGAGCAAGGACCCAGUAUUGUGGCUGCUGUGUGGCCCUCACGCCAUAACCCACGACUUUGGUUCGUCCUUCUGUGAGGCUGAUCUUGUGAUGAGACUACACAACUCUUCCACAACAGCCGCCUCCGUGAAGGUUGUGAUUCCUGACGGCAUGCCGGCACUGUUGGGCGAAUCGAGCGACGACUUUGCGUCUUCCAAUCGUGGCCAAGGAGGCUGGCAAGAUGUUCCUCUGGCGAGUGAUCCCCUCACCUCUGCUCUGGAGGGAGCACGUCCCAAGAUGCCGCAGUCAGGAAGCGACGGGCAGCCUUUUGCUUGGUGCAGAUCGAGCUCCAGUCACCUGGUCUUAGAGCCGAUGUCGACUGUGGAGGUGCCCGUGAGGGUUUGCAUAUUCUCAGCUGGGGUGCACGACCUUUCAAACUUCGAGUUGCACUGGUCAUUGCGUGCGGGAGAGACUGACCCAGGCACCGAAGACAGGAGGAGGAGCCUCUCGGGCAUGAGCCGAGCUCGCCCCUUCUACUUAACCGCACUCCAAACAGUCAAUUGA
Messenger RNA from Spirodela intermedia, 32962 nucleotides. NCBI's taxonomy places the organism in Eukaryota, Viridiplantae, Streptophyta, Magnoliopsida, Alismatales, Araceae. The record is from the annotation of a GenBank genome assembly.